Molecule: messenger RNA, 776 nt
Organism: Hevea brasiliensis (rubber tree)
Lineage: Eukaryota; Viridiplantae; Streptophyta; Magnoliopsida; Malpighiales; Euphorbiaceae
Product: gibberellin-regulated protein 4
Exons: 4
Coding region: 205-528 (107 amino acids)
Source: RefSeq, a predicted model, not a curated record
CUGUUUCCCCUACAUUUACACCUAACUACGAGCAAGAACAUACAGUGGCCCAUAAAAAGGAUCACAGCUGACAAGCUUUUUCCCCAAUUCAUUCCCUUUAAAAAUCCCUAUUUAUACCCCACAUUCCAACACCCCUUUCAACCAAUCUAUUCUCCUCUUCUCACCUUCACCGCUUCCUCUUCUAUUUGCAUUGUGGCAAAGGCUAUGGCUAAGUUUUUUGCUGUCUUCCUCUUGGCCCUCAUUGCCAGUUCAAUGCUCCAAACCCUGGUUAUGGCAUCGCAUGGUCAUGGAGGUCACCACUAUGACAAUCAAAAGCGCUAUGGGCCAGGGAGUCUCAAGAGCUACCAAUGCCCGUCACAAUGCUCGAGGAGGUGCAGCAAGACCCAAUACCACAAGCCUUGCAUGUUCUUCUGUCAGAAAUGCUGCAGAAAGUGCCUGUGUGUGCCUCCAGGGUAUUAUGGGAAUAAAGCUGUGUGCCCUUGCUACAACAACUGGAAGACCAAGGAGGGAGGACCCAAAUGCCCUUGAAGCCAAAUCUCUAGUUGCCCUUCCUAAGUCUUCCGUUUUGUUGUUACUAUAGUAAUGUGGUAUUGAAUUUAUAAUUAUCAGUGCCAUGGCACCAUUGUAAUACUUUUGCUAACUAUAUACUCUAGUGUUUUGUUCCGUAAGAUCUGGUUGGUUUUGUCAUUUUUAGUCACUCCUUGAGGUAGAUCUCUGAAAUGAGAGUGGCUAAUCUAUUUUAAGUAUAUUAUCAAUGAAUUUUAUGCUUCUAUUAA